Molecule: messenger RNA, 495 nt
Organism: Entrophospora sp. SA101
Lineage: Eukaryota; Fungi; Glomeromycota; Glomeromycetes; Entrophosporales; Entrophosporaceae
Source: the annotation of a GenBank genome assembly
AUGAAUUGCAGGAUUGUUGAAAGUUCAGAAGUUGAAACGGAUGAGAUUAAUUUUGAUAAACUAAAUAUGCCUCCUGAUCAUCCUGCUCGUGGCAUUCAUGGCACUUUUUAUUUGAAUAAUAAUUUGUUGCUUCAUACUUGUACUUCCAACUCUCAAGAUGAAGAUGAUGCCACUCAUACUCAUCAAUUUACACAAAUAGAAGGUUUUGUGGUCAGUUACAAUAUUUCUUUUAGCCAUUUAAAAGGCACAUUAAACUUAGUCUUCAAAGAGUUGUUUGGAAAAAUGCAUCCACUUCGUUUCCGUUCCUCUUAUUUUCCCUUUACUGAGCCAAGCAUAGAGAUAUUUGGAGCUGGUUUAAUUCACCCCCAAGUUUUAAAAAGUUGUGGCUUCGAUGAUCAAAAAUUUACUGAUAUUUUGCCUUUGGGAUUAGGAAUAGAAAGAUUACUGAUGAUUAAAUACGGAAUUGAAGGCAUUCGCCAUUUUUAUGUUAAAUGA